CGAGAAAUUUUCUCAUAAGCUACUUCUAUCUAUGUUGAAGCAAGUAGGACUAACAGCAAACCUUUCUUCAUGGCCUUGCCUGCCUUUUUUCUCAAACAAGGCUUCAUCUCUACAUAGAGGCAUUAAUAUUAAUCCAAUUGAAGCUUUCAAGCUGCAAAGCCAGAGAUUGCAGAGCAUUCGUUGCAAUUCAAGGCGAAGAGUAAGAUACGAAGAUGAAGAUGAAGUCGUUGAUGAAGAAUAUGGUCACAAUUCAGAGAUUGCCAUGUUAGAAUCUUACAGCGAGUCAGCCAGGAAUGAGGCUCUUCUAGUACGAGCAGUAGUGGAUAACCAAGAAGAGGAAGUGCUGAUCUUCAAGGGGUUCUCAUCUUGCUUGAGCUACAGGACUUCACCAAACCCAUCAAGAAGUGUUCUUCCAGCAAGGGCAGUUAUCAAGUCCAUAGACAGAAUAAAAGGGCCCUUCAACCCUGCCAAUAUUGAGUACAUUGAGAAAGAUUUGACAUGGGAAGCUUUUAAGAGCCGUCUCCAGCUCAAUUAAUACUAGUUCUUAGCUUUUCAGCUUUUACCACAUUAUAGAUACAAGGAAGGAAAGAUAAAUUCCUAUUUUCCCUUUGAUUUUAUUUUACUUGCAUAACCAAUAUGGGUUUUGUUUGCAUGACAAAGGACAUAGAAUUAACGAUUCUUGAUUGGCAUUGAGAAAGGCAACGUUGUCUGCUGCAA
Molecule: messenger RNA, 717 nt
Organism: Nelumbo nucifera (sacred lotus)
Lineage: Eukaryota; Viridiplantae; Streptophyta; Magnoliopsida; Proteales; Nelumbonaceae
Cellular component (GO): chloroplast
Source: RefSeq, a predicted model, not a curated record